AUGUCAGAAGAAAUUUUGAAGUUCAGCUCCAUGGAUGAUCUUUGCCACUUGUUUGGCCUAGCUGGGUUUAAUUCUAACUUAGAUGGGAAAGAAAAAUCUGUGGUUAUGCAUAACACUGGAAAAGGUCUCUUGGAUGUCAUGGAAAUUGAUUUUAGCUAUGAUCAAGCCGAUGGAUGGUGGGGGAAUACACUUACACCAGUGAGAUUGUUCUCAGAGUUAGAUAUUGAAGAGCUUUUGAAGGGUGGAGCAAAUUACAAUCUUUUUAAUAGUUCGGAAUUUGAGUGGGGUUUAUCAGCCAAUAAGAGGCAGACAGUAGAAUCUUCAUCUAUGAAUAACAAUACAAUACAUUUCACCAACCUUCAUAGGCCUGGGACUAGAGAAGACUUGAUGCAGCCUCUUGGUGACUUGGACAACACAAAAAUCCCCAAACAAGAAAGAUACAUUUUCAAAAUUACAAGCAGCCAUGUGGCUUGA
Sphenostylis stenocarpa is the source of this 474-nucleotide messenger RNA. The record is from the annotation of a GenBank genome assembly. NCBI's taxonomy places the organism in Eukaryota, Viridiplantae, Streptophyta, Magnoliopsida, Fabales, Fabaceae.